GCACUUUGCAGCAAGGUUCACGUUCGCGUUCACCCGAUUGUCCCGAUUCGUAUUUCCUCGAAUUCCUCCUAUCUGAAGUGAGUGCCGUUCUUUUUGAAAAAACAUAAAAUCAAAAAGAAAAUUUUUAGUUACCUUUAUAUCUUGGCCUUGACCCACUACAAGUACACAGUGGAAAAUUAUUAAACUUAUCUGUUCUUGUGUAUUUAUUGCUAACAGUCCAAUUUUUACUAACAUUGUAAAUUUCCUUGAAUACUUAAUGUAAAUAUUUUUGAAUAAUCAAUACCCACUGCAGUGGUCUCCGCUGUGUGAAAAAGCUGUAGAAGGUGAAAAUAAGAUUUGAUUUUUUUCUAAAGGGGCAGUAGUAACAUCUGUGAUUAUUUUCUAAAUUGAGAACAAAAAUUCAGAAUGGCAAGUUUCACAGCUCAAGCGGCAUUGAGAGCCAAAUGGAGUUCGCUGGUGGAAGAUCACUCUAUCGAAGUUCCAGCAGAAGUUGCCAACAAAGUAACUAGUGUUGUCGGCUGGCUCAAACAGGCGUCUUUAGAAGUACGAGCAGCCGGCCGUCGAGCGGUGAAUACGUUGGCCGGUUCAAAUAUGGACAGUAUUGUUAUUCUUCAUUUCAACGAUGUCUACAAUGUAGAAUCUAGACCGAGUCCUGAACCAAUUGGAGGCGCAGCCAGAUUUUGCACAGCUAUCAAAAGUCUGCAGCAUUUAAAUCCAUUAGUAUUAUUUAGUGGAGAUGCCUUCUCACCUAGCAUGUUAAGCACUUUCACGAAAGGAGAACAAAUGGUACCAGUAUUAAAUGAAAUAGGAACACAUUGUGCAGUAUUAGGAAAUCAUGAUUUUGAUCAUGGCUUAGAAGUGUUAUCGCAAUGGGUGGGUCAAACAGAUUUUCCAUGGCUCAUGUCCAAUGUAGUAGAUAACGAAACAGGACGUCCUCUAGGCGAAGGUAGAAUAACUCAUGUAGUCCAUUGGGCAGGACGAAGAAUAGGUUUGGUGGGAUUAGUGGAAAAAGAGUGGUUGGACACUUUGGCUACUAUAAAUCCAGAAGAAGUCACUUUUUUGGAUUUCGUCGAGGCUGGACAAAAGUUGGCUGCUCAGCUAAAACAAGAGGGCUGUGAUUAUGUUAUAGCUUUAACUCACAUGCGCACACCCAACGAUAUAAAACUAGCUGAAAAUUGUGAAGAAAUCGACUUGAUAUUAGGCGGUCACGAUCACGUCUAUGAAAUCAAACUGAUAAACGGAAAAUAUAUCAUCAAAAGUGGAACGGAUUUCAGGCAAUUUAGUAAAAUUACUGUUAAUUUUGAAAAAGUUAAAAGUGGCAGCACACCUGAAGUUACUAUCGAAGAAAUGAAUGUUACAGCACAAUAUGCCGAGGAUAUAAAAUUGAAAGAAAAGUUAGAAAAAUAUACAAGUGUAGUUCAGUCAAAAAUGGAUGACGUAUUAGGCUGUUUUUCUGUGCCUUUGGAUGGUCGUUUUACUUCCAUAAGAACUUCAGAAUCGAAUUUGGGCAACUGGGUUUGUGAUGUAGUACUUGCAGCUACUGGUGCAGAUUUGGUAAUUUUAAAUUCCGGAACAUUCCGUUCGGAUCAGGUGCAUCCAGCUGGUGAUUUUACCAUGAGAGACUUGACUAACAUUAUUCCAAUGAGAGAUCCUUUAGUAGUGUUGAAAGUGAACGGUCAGCAAAUUUUAGAAACCUUAGAAAACGCAGUGUGUAUGUACCCAAAGCUGGAAGGUCGAUUUCCGCAAGUUGCCGGUAUCAGUUUCGCAUUCAAUCCAAACAAACCACCUGGAAAACGAGUAGAAGUGAGUUUCGUGCGAGUAGGAGACGAAUACAUAAAAUUAGAUCAAAACUAUAGAUUGGCCACGAAAAGUUACCUGCACAACGGCUGCGAUGGCUUUACCAUGUUAAAAAAUGCAGAGGUUCUGGUUGAUGAGGGUGAGUCUCCCGAAUUAGGCCUAGCAAUCCAAAAUCACUUCCAGGCAAUCAACAUGAGACUAGGCAAAACGAAAAAACAAUCAAAACAUCGACAAUCAUUGGUGACAUUAUCCAGGAGGCACAGCUUGGUGAAAAUGCUCGACGGUAGCGAAUUGGACGGGCCUCCUCCGUUACGUCGUGCCAGUACCAUUGACACAUCUCAUUCUCAUAAUAAUAUUAACUCGUAUCAUGGUGGCGCGGCCAAACUAACUCGCAGAGCUUCCUUGGACGAUCUCGAACAGGAAUCUUGUCAAUUAGUACCGAAAAUCGACCACAGAAUCGUUGUGGUGAAUAGCGAAGAGAAAUAUCACGAUUUGGUGUUACAACGACAGAGAUUGGAGCAAAAUUCGGUCAUAGAAGAAGUCGACGAAUAUUCUCCACAAAAUUGAUGACACAUUACGUACAAAUUCAGGGCUUUCAUUUUGUGUUAAAUAUGUAGUAAUAAAUAAGCUAAUAAUAAUAAUUAAUAUAUGCUGCAAUAAUAUAGAGACACGACGCAAUUGUUUGCAAUUUUUGAAAUUGCAAUAUGUUUAUUUUUGGAAGGGUUUAAGGCUCUGACAGUUAUAAAUAAAUGAUUGUUGUAUAUUGUAUUAUGUGUAUAAUGUGUAAUUAUGACAUUUUUCAUUUAGCUUAAACAUUUGUUUCUUUAUUUUGAAUAUUUUUUUAAAUACUUUGACUCGAGCAGAUUAAAAAUACCUUUUAUUAUUCAUGUAUCUAAGUCAAAAUUCAUUUUUGUUGUUCUAGCUCAGGAGUUAACAGUUUAACAGUUUGGUAGGUACUAAUGGUACUACUUAUAAGUUCCACAUGAUUUCAAUUAUUAUGCAU
Ceutorhynchus assimilis (cabbage seed weevil) is the source of this 2800-nucleotide messenger RNA. NCBI's taxonomy places the organism in Eukaryota, Metazoa, Arthropoda, Insecta, Coleoptera, Curculionidae. The record is from the annotation of a GenBank genome assembly.